UGGUAACGUACGCUAACAUAGUGGCCGAAUGUAAUUCAAGGUUUAUGGCGUACAAUAUUGAGGCAGGAAUAUCGCAGUGUAAGUACAGUCCCCUACGACGCUGACAACAAAAAUCGUGCUCUCGGAACAAUAACGCUGGCAUUCAGUUAAGAUAAAGCAGUGCGGUCAUAGAACAGUUUAAAAUUUUACUCGGAAUCAAAUUAGUCGUGAUAGGGCUGCGAAAUCACAGUCGCACGAUCCGCUCGCAGCGAUGUGGAUCAUCGUAUUGCUUCUGUACCUCGUCACAGGAACUCGCCAAUUGUCCAUAACAGAAUUCUCAGUACCAAAUGUAAUAGAAAUAGGAGAGGACGUUCGAUUGCAAUGUAGAUAUCAAUUGGACCCUCAGGAGUCUGAUAAGGCGUUGUUUGUGAAGUGGUGGUUUACACCACUGAACGGUACUAGUGACCAACGUAGCCAAAUGUACCAGCGGAUUGCGGGCCACGAAGCCGCUGCCAUACAUCAUGAUAUCAAACUAGACGAAAAUGACGAUAUUUUACUAUUGAAUGUAACUCCGGCUGAUUCGGGUGUAUAUGAAUGUGAAGUUUCAAAUAUAGACGAAGUCAGAAGACACAGCAGUCUUCUGGUUUAUACUAAGGGUAGUGGUCCAUCUCUGAACAUUACUUUAAUAGAAGACGGAUCAGAUGAUGAUGAAGAGGAGGAUGCUCUCAUAACUUGCAGCGCUAGUGAUGUUUCACCUUCUCCCUACAUGUAUAUCACCGUGGAUGGGGAGUAUCUGGAUUCGGAGGAAUUGCUGUCCGGGCCGGAAGAAAAUCUGUAUGAUAUAACAAGUUCAGCGAAUGUCAGUAAAAGCAAAAUAGAGGGCGUUGAAGUCGCCUGUCUAAUGUUUUACAGAGAAAUGAACAGCACGGAAUACCCACAUUAUUCCUAUACCAUCACGUAUCACAGCGACGAAUCAGCGCUGUCUACCACGGAGCUCGUCGAGGAGUCCACAACAGAGACUUCAGAUAUCUUAAAAAGCACUUGUGACGCAGGGUUUGGCUUGGCGUCGUCUGCUCUUCUAGUCAUCGCUACUUUCUUUAUCAGCCUAUCUUUAAAUUAAGCCUUCCUUGUGAUACUAAUAAAUAAAUAUAUGUUUUUAUAUUAAAACUUUUUUUAAAUUUUCA
Molecule: messenger RNA, 1163 nt
Organism: Danaus plexippus (monarch butterfly)
Lineage: Eukaryota; Metazoa; Arthropoda; Insecta; Lepidoptera; Nymphalidae
Product: V-set and immunoglobulin domain-containing protein 1-like
Exons: 7
Coding region: 251-1099 (282 amino acids)
Biological process (GO): cell surface receptor signaling pathway; positive regulation of T cell proliferation; negative regulation of T cell proliferation
Cellular component (GO): external side of plasma membrane
Source: RefSeq, a predicted model, not a curated record